AUGGAACGUCUACCAGUACUCAUCAAGAGCAAUGGACAAUGGAAUGAAGAUCACAAUUAUGUGAACUAUGUGGCUAGUGGAGAAUUCAUACCAACAAAAUGCAACUACGAAGAGCUACUGCAAAUACUGCUUACUUCAUUGGGGUGCGAAAACACCUGCACAACACUACAAAUACAGUACCAAGCUAAAGAAGGAAUACCGCCGAUAAAAAUAUUCAACGAUCAAAGCCUCUACUUUUACUUGGAAUUGAAAAUCAAAGAAACAGAUUUCACCACAUAUCCACUAUGCGUCAACCAGCAAAACAACAACACAACACCUGCUGCAACACCAAAUUUGAUAUCCACAACAACACCGUAUGAAGAUAAUGUGGCAAUGAUCGAAAACAACACAACAACGCUUGAAAACAACAUAACAACAACAGAAUCAUACACAACGGGACAGCAAACAGAAGAAGGGGAACAGUCAGAAACAAUAGAAGAUGAGAACGACAAAUUCGACAUAAUUGACUAUGCAAAUCUGGUUGCUGAAGAAAUGGUAGAAAAACUUGAAAACACCAGUAAAAAACUGGAUCCAAAAAUCGACAUCAACAAUGCGAAGUUAAUAACAGACAAGCAUUACCCCGAAGUGGAAAAAGGACAGGCAUACAAAGACAAGGAAACUCUAAAGAAUGUCCUCAGCUACUACGCAAUCAAAAACAACUUUCAGUACAAAGUGUGGAAGUCUUGCUCUCAAGAGUACAGUCUGAAAUGUGUUUACGAAAGCUACAAUUGGUCUCUACGAGCAUCGAGAAAUGGCCCAACAAACACAUUCAUAAUCAGGAGGUUCUUAAAGAUCCACACAUGCCCCAUAAAUAUUAGGCAUGAAGACCAAAGGCAAGCAACAUCGAAACUGAUCGGGGAAAGCAUAAAACCGAAGUUCUUGAACAUAAAGACAAAGGCAACACCGAUGGACAUAAAAGGGGAGUUGAAAUACAGGUAUGGCAUCAAAAUGAACUAUAUGAAAGCUUGGAGAAGUAAGGAACAUGCAGUAAAUGACUUGAGAGGUAAUGCUAGUGACUCGUACAGCCUAAUACCGAGUUUCUUACACAUGGUGGAAAAAACAAACCCGGGAUCAUUUGUCGAUCUGAAAACAACAGAAGACAACAGCUUGCUCUUUGUUUUCAUGGCGUUGGAUGCAUCCAUAAAAGGGUGGGGAGCAUGCAGACCGAUAGUUGUUGUGGACGGAACGUUCCACAAAGCAGCUUAUGGGGGAACUUUGUUGUGCGCAUGCACACAAGAUGCAGCAGGUCAUAUUUUUCCACUAGCGUUUUGUGUUGCAGAUUCUGAGAAUGACCAAUCUUGGAAAUGGUUCUUCAAAAAAUUUAAAGAAGCGUAUGGGGUCCGGGAACACCAAUGCCUAAUUUCAGACAGGAAUGAAAGCCUCAUCAAAGCAGCAAGAGAAAUCUAUCCAGAAAUUACACACAGUUACUGCGGUUACCACGUUUUGAGCAACCUUAAAACAAGCUUCAAAACGACAUCUUUGCCAAAUACAAUCUGCCAUUCUUUGGAGCAGUCAAAGCCUACACAGAAAAGCAAUUCGAGUUCCACAUGGCUGAAUUGGAUGGAUUGGACAAACGCAUAA
Molecule: messenger RNA, 1620 nt
Organism: Cannabis sativa
Lineage: Eukaryota; Viridiplantae; Streptophyta; Magnoliopsida; Rosales; Cannabaceae
Exons: 1
Coding region: 1-1620 (539 amino acids)
Source: RefSeq, a predicted model, not a curated record